GGCGGCUCCCGGACAGUGUGAAGCGCUGCGCUGUCCCUGAUAUUUGCCCGGUAACCCCGGGAGCCGACGGGGAGACGGUGUUGGGGUUGGGCAAAUGAGUGGUUCGGCGCUGCUUCGGGUGCCGGUGCCCGAGGGAGGAGGAAAGGACGAAGAAGGGGAAGAGGAAGAGGGGGAGGAAGAGGAUGAAUUUAAAGUGCACCUGAUUCCCAGGUCCUCACCAACUCCGAGGAGGAGAGACAGGAGCUGUGAUGAGGCGGAGGACCCCUCCCUCAGCCGUAAAGUCCGCUUUGCAGACACCUGUGGGCUGGACCUGGUGCACCUGCAGUACUAUAGUCAAUUCGAACCUCUGGAGCCCCUGGGGACAGAGGAUGAGGAAGGAGAGCACCGGUUCAGCAUCCACCCAGACUUCGCCCUGCCCUCCUCACCCUGCCAGCUGCUGGAGCGGGUGGAGGAGCAUGGUGUAGAGCUGGAGUCCAUCCAGACGCUAGAUGACCCGCUGUCGGUGCGUGGACUGGUCCGGGUGCUGAACCUGGCCUUCCAGAAGACGGUGCAGGUGAGGGCCACCCUGGAUGACUGGGCCACCUUCUAUGACCACCCGGCUGAGCACGUGGAGACGGCGGCAGAUGGCCACACCGACCUCUUCGCAUUCGUCUUGUCCUUCCCCUGGCCCUGUGCCCGCCCUGGGGCCAGGCUGGACUUUGUUGUGCGCUACCAGACCCCUGGCAAUGUCUACUGGGCCAAUAACGGGGGUGCCAACUACUCAUUGGUAUGCGAGGUCGAGGGGGUUGAGGAGAAGGGGCCUCUUUGUGCUACCAGCCAGGAGGGCAGGGGGCUACGCAGCUGCCUGAAGACCACUUCGCUCAGGUACGGAGAGCGGGAUGAGGACCCAGAGGAGCUGAACGCAGGAAAUCGUGACUGGACCAAUGACUCUGAGACGGCUAACCCCCCUCCUCCUGGGAACACUGCCCUACAGAUUCCCAGGGUACAGGUCAGCCAGCUCCUGACUCAACCCCUCCCAGACGGAGCAACGGAGAGCACCAACCUGCCCAACAACUUUGCCCCUGCUGAAGAGGAGCAGGAGCUGGAGGCGGGGCGCGGACCCCUGGCCAAGCAGCCUGAUCCCCAAGGGCCAAUCAGCGAGCCACGGGGCAGUGGGGCAGGCACUCCAGGAGAGCAGAAGGACGGCAGCAAUGGGAGUGGUCUCUCCGGAGUCGAGGAGUGGUCCCCGAUUGGGGUCCCGGGAACUCCACCCCACUCUCCCCCUGCAGGAACAGACUUUGGCAGAGGGGAGUGGCUGGGAGAGUGGAGGAACAGCAGUGACGAUGGCAGUGAUCUCCUUGGAGCCGAGGAGUGGGUUCAAAUGGGAGUCCCGGAACCCCCACCCUCCUCUCCCCUCGAGGGAGUAAGCUGUGGUGGAGGAGAGUGGUCGGGAGAGGAGAUGGGAAGCCAUUUGGAACCAGGAGGCGAACCCUCUGCCCCCUCCCCUCCUCCCUCUGCCCCCUCACCUCCUCCCACUCCCCAUUCCCCCCCUCCCUCUCCUUGUUCCCCUCCUCUCUUUCCUCCUCCCCUGCAGCCGGAAGGAGUGGCCCAGGAAGAGGAACAUCCCGAGGGGGAGGGCGAAACAGGGAGCGGAUGGCAGGAGGCCAUGUCCAGGGAGCAGGGGAGUCCUGAGGGUGAAGGUGAUAUGGCAGGACAGCCAGAGGCCAGAGCUGGGGAACUCGAUUCCGGGGAGCAGCCUGACCUGCAGUCCCUGGCGGCGCUGAAGGAAGUGGCUGCUCUCGCUUCCCGCUCUCUCCAGGUACUGAUCUUCCUGAGGGUGGCCGUGGACAGUGCAGGCUCCCUGCUCUGCUGCACCCUGUAUCUACUCUCCACCUUCCUGCCCUAGGACCACCCCCUCCUGGCACCGUGACACAGAUCACCUCCAGAGCACAGGUCUCUCCCUCCCCGCCAACUCCACCUCUCCCUCCCUCUUAAACCCAUCUUUCCUUCUUUUCACUCCCUCCCCCACCCACCCAGUCCUGCCCCAAUUGCCUCCUCUCUCUCCCUCCCUCUUCCCUACCUCCCUCACUCCACUCACCUUCUCCCCCCUCUUCUGUCUCCCCUCCUCCUCCACCUCACUCCUCCCAAAUUCAGUGCCUUUUGGAAGACUGCGAAGACUCCUUCCACCCCACAAAAUGCUGAUCCCCGUCCGACAGAUCCUCCCCUCCCCGAUCUCCUCUCUACCCUUGGAGUCACCAACCCCUCCCACUCCCUUCCCAAAGUCCCAUCCAUGGGUUUUUCCGUGAAUGUGGGCGAAAAGAAACACAGUUCGAAUCCUGCUCCGGACAAACAAUGGGGAUAGGGACCCUCUCAUUGGAGAUGCCCCUUCCCCAGACUUGCUGGUAUGUAGGUAGGGAAGUGGGGCUUUGUUGGAGGACCCAUCAGCCUUGCUAAUAUCCCCUACCACCUUGUUUGGAUCUUGAGACACAUCUGCCAGCUCCCACCCCAGCCCUCUUUAACUUGUUCUCACCAAGGCGUGAGUCGCCUUCUGCUGCGGAAACAGGGAGCGGCUAGUCCCGUUUCCCUCCCCCUUCUUGAGGGCAGUCAGGCAGGAAUCAGGGAGACUCCCAUGGGGAGAGCACUUGGAGAGAUGGGGGGAGAGGGAGGGUUGCUCAUGACUAUGAGAGGGAUGGAUGGGGAGGCCAGCGUAUAAACUCCCUGCACAACAUUGGCCUCAAUGCUACCCCACCCUCAGCAGACCCCAAAUAUUUUCACGCCAGCCCACUGUGUGUUAAUGUGUGUGUAUAUACUGUAUGUGGGUAAGUGUGUGUGUGAGUGUGUGUCCCAUGAAACCUGUACCAUUUUAACCAAAGGUAAAUAAAACGUUGGCAGAUAAUCUGGUAUCCUGACUGUUUGUCACCACCCCAUCUGCUCUUAAUCAAUCCCCACACUUCCCUGUGUUACAUCUUCCUUAAAUACUGACCAGACUCGCAGUCUCUGGUUCCCUGAACCUUUCACUGUGUCUGAUACCUGUCUACACACCGUUAAACGUAAUGUACCAAGCAGGGGCUUUCACUGUCCGGUCACCCCAGGGUUUGGGGGGGGAAUCAGCUAACGUUCCUGUACCCCAUCACUGCCCAGCAACCCCUGCUGCACUGGGAACGUAGGUGUCUAUAUCUAAGAUCACAUUCACGCGUUAUUUAUGAUCAGCAUGGUUACACUAAAAAAGAAAUCACGAUUGAAUCGAUGUAAGAAGG
Messenger RNA from Hypanus sabinus (Atlantic stingray), 3236 nucleotides. RefSeq names its product protein phosphatase 1 regulatory subunit 3F-like. Gene Ontology annotation, molecular function: protein phosphatase 1 binding; glycogen binding. Gene Ontology annotation, biological process: regulation of glycogen biosynthetic process. Lineage: Eukaryota; Metazoa; Chordata; Chondrichthyes; Myliobatiformes; Dasyatidae. Gene Ontology annotation, cellular component: protein phosphatase type 1 complex. The coding region runs from base 95 to 1885 and encodes 596 amino acids. The transcript has 4 exons. The record is from RefSeq and is a predicted model, not a curated record.